AUGUGGAACGCCAACGAGGAGUUUGACCGACACUUGAGAUAUUUCACUUCGGCCAUCGGACCGGUCGUGGAGGAAGCCUUUUUCAUCAAUGAGGCUCUCAACGACAUGAAAGGAUACUUGGGCAUCUGGGCCAAGGAGAGCCAGAUGCAGCCUGCGGGAACUAUCUUGGACAUCUGGCCGCCAGCAGAUUUGGAGGUGAAGGGCAAAAUCAACCAGGUCGUCGACUACAGCCCAGGCAGCAAGAUCAGCGAGCAGGGCUACAGCAUCUACGACUUCAUCAAGCCUCGUGGGGAAGACAAAGGCUACGCGCAGCAGCUGGCCCAUGGAGAGGACAAUAUCAUGCUCGUUGCCAUGCUCGAGUAUAUUCGUGGAAUCUCUGUGCGCAGCGGACAGAACACCAAGGUUUUAGUUGCUACCUUCAUCCGGUCAGACAUUCCAGCUGCCGACCUGAACUGUGAAGGGGCGAGGGCCUCCCUAGAGUUUGCACAAGAUCUCUCCGAAAUGGUGGGCUGGAGCAGAGGACUUCCCGGCGUGCUGCCGCAUUUUCACAACCGCUGA
Symbiodinium necroappetens is the source of this 558-nucleotide messenger RNA. The record is from the annotation of a GenBank genome assembly. Lineage: Eukaryota; Dinophyceae; Suessiales; Symbiodiniaceae.